Molecule: messenger RNA, 423 nt
Organism: Emiliania huxleyi CCMP1516
Lineage: Eukaryota; Haptophyta; Isochrysidales; Noelaerhabdaceae
Exons: 3
Coding region: 1-423 (140 amino acids)
Source: RefSeq, a predicted model, not a curated record
AUGCCCGCGUCUCGCUCCCGCGCCAACGCCGCGCUCCGCACGCCGCCGCCGCCGUCUGAGAAGGAGGCGGCGCGGCACGCCGAGGAGCUGCUGGCGGAGGUCGAGGCGGAGAAGCGCGCCAAGGGCAAGAAGGGCAAGAAGAAGAAGAAGGGCGGCGGGGCGGGCGGAGCUGGGCCGUCGCAGGAGCCCGAGGAGCUUGCCGAGGCGCCGUCGGAGGCAGACGCAGCCGAGGCGGCGAAGAAGGCCGAGGAGGAGAGGCUUCUCCGGCUUCUCGAGACGCUCACCGAGGAGAGGAUGCGGCUUGGCAUCACGCCGGAGAGCCAGGCAGCGGCGUCGGCAGAGGAGAGGCGCGCGGCCACUGCCGCUGCGAGGGCCAAGGCGGCGGCCGCCAGGAUGGCGGUGGAGGCGGCUCAGCGCGCAUAG